AUGGACGGAGACGGUGACCCAGAGAGCGUGGGCCAGCCGGAGGAGGCCAGCCCGGAGGAGCAGCAGGAGGAGGCGUGCGCGGAGGAGACGAGCGGCGGGGAGGAGCGGCCCGAGGACGAGGGGGAGGAGGAGGCAGCAUACCUGGACGAGCUGCCCGAACCGCUGCUGCUGCGUGUGCUGGCCGAGCUGCCGGCCGCCCAGCUGGUGCAGGCCUGCCGCCUGGUGUGCCUGCGCUGGAAGGAGCUGGUGGACGGCGCCCCCCUGUGGCUGCUCAAGUGCCAGCAGGAGGGGCUGGUGCCCCAGGAGGGCCCCGAGGACGAGCGCGACCACUGGCAACAGUUCUACUUCCUGAGCAAGAGGCGGCGCAACCUGCUGCGCAACCCGUGUGGGGAAGAGGACCUGGAGGGCUGGUGCGACGUGGAGCACGGUGGGGACGGCUGGAGGGUGGAGGAGCUGCCCGGAGACUGUGGGGUGGAAUUCAUCCAUGAUGAGAGCGUCAAGAAGUACUUCGCCUCCUCCUUCGAGUGGUGUCGCAAAGCGCAGAUCAUUGAUCUGCAGGCUGAGGGCUACUGGGAGGAGCUACUGGACACCACUCAGCCGGCCAUCGUGGUGAAGGACUGGUACUCGGGCCGCAGAGACGCCGGCUGCCUGUACGAGCUCACGGUGAAGCUGCUGUCGGAGCACGAGGACGUGCUGGCCGAGUUCAACAGCGGGCAGGUGGCAGUGCCGGCGGACAGCGACGACGGUGGCUGGAUUGAGAUCUCCCACACCUUCACCGACUAUGGCCCCGGCGUCCGCUUCGUCCGCUUCGAGCACGGGGGACAGGACUGCGUCUACUGGAAGGGCUGGUUCGGGGCCCGGGUGACCAACAGCAGCGUGUGGGUGGAGCCCUGA
Messenger RNA from Budorcas taxicolor (takin), 894 nucleotides. RefSeq names its product F-box protein 2 (gene FBXO2). Gene Ontology annotation, molecular function: ubiquitin protein ligase activity; protein binding. Gene Ontology annotation, biological process: glycoprotein catabolic process; SCF-dependent proteasomal ubiquitin-dependent protein catabolic process. NCBI's taxonomy places the organism in Eukaryota, Metazoa, Chordata, Mammalia, Artiodactyla, Bovidae. The transcript is spliced from 6 exons. Bases 1 to 894 code for a protein of 297 amino acids. The record is from RefSeq and is a predicted model, not a curated record. Gene Ontology annotation, cellular component: cytoplasm; SCF ubiquitin ligase complex.